AUGGCGCCCCGCAGUCUCUUAGGCUCCUGGAAGUUGUCAGCCCUUUUCAAGCUUGUCUUUAUCGCUGCGGUGUUUGUUCAGGAAGGGGAGUCGCUAACGCUUGAGGUCACUGUUCACGUCAAUGGCAGCACCACCUUGCCGGAUCCAAGUCUCCUGAACGCCUUCCUGCGUAAGCAGAGUGGUUCGGUUAACCCGGCCCGCUGCUACCUAACCACCCUCCAGAUGUCUGCUGAGGACCUGGUGCACCAGGUCCUCAGCAGACUCAUACCGCUCAAACUGCACGUGCAGUUUGAGCGGUAUGUGGUGGACCCGGUUUACGCAGGGCCCCAGGGUGCUUCGCAAGAAGACUGCGACAACAUAGUCCGGGUGCGCGAGCGCUGGACGACGGUGCCAGAACCUGACACAUCGGAACGGACUCAUCAGGAGAGCUUCACGGUCACCGUUGAUCCUCCGUCCAGAAGAGUCUGCAUUUGCGAACUUGAGGAGAAGCUUCAGGACUUCUCCGAGCGUGUAUCAACCAAUCAGGCGUGCCCUGAGAACGUCGGAGGCGAGAUGGUCCCCUUGUGCGCGGCCAUCUCGUCGGGGCUGUUUCUCUACCGUCUGAUCUCCGUCUUCACACACGACAUGACCGUCGGAUUCAAACUUGCCCCAAACCGAACCCUGGCCGAUUUGCCCAGGUUCAUCACCCCCCCAAACCCCACAAUCUCGCUCUGGUAUACGGAGAUUGCUCACGUGGGGACUGGACACGUGGUGCGCAUCGGCGAGUUCCGCGGGGCCGCAACGGUGUGGAGCUCGAGCGGAACGGACGCUUUGGGAACGCAACCGGAAGUGGCGGCGGUCAAAGAGGACCUUGAAUGGCUGCUCGCGCUGAUCUGCGGCCGGUGCCCGCACACAUAUGAUGGGAUUCUGGCGGGAUGCCACGCAUGA
Molecule: messenger RNA, 927 nt
Organism: Klebsormidium nitens
Lineage: Eukaryota; Viridiplantae; Streptophyta; Klebsormidiophyceae; Klebsormidiales; Klebsormidiaceae
Source: the annotation of a GenBank genome assembly